AUGACGGUAAGUAUAACAAUAAAAGAUGGCCGUCGUAGUCGACAUGAGGUCGUCACACGAGGGGAUCCCAAAUGCAGCCGGUCGCACUCACCGUCCAGGGGCGGAGUGAAUGUGUCCACCAGUCUCGCAUCCGGCUGGCUGUUUCUGGGUUGUCAAGCUCUGGUGAACGUCUUCCAAGAAAGGGGGGCCGAACCCAUGAUCCGAGCGGAUGCCUUGCAUUGUCUGAAAGGUCUGCAGCCGACGCAACGCGACAUGUGUCGUGUGGUCGAGGCCGUGAUGCUGCUACCUCGAAACCCGUUCAUCAUCGCCUCGCAUCUGGCUUGCCCUACGAGUGCAACAAGCAGCUGGUUCAGGCCUACGAUUGAACCUGAAAGAGGAGGGAUCAACAAAUUUCUGUGA
Messenger RNA from Protopolystoma xenopodis, 399 nucleotides. NCBI's taxonomy places the organism in Eukaryota, Metazoa, Platyhelminthes, Monogenea, Polystomatidea, Polystomatidae. The record is from the annotation of a GenBank genome assembly.